Paramisgurnus dabryanus is the source of this 1882-nucleotide messenger RNA. NCBI's taxonomy places the organism in Eukaryota, Metazoa, Chordata, Actinopteri, Cypriniformes, Cobitidae. The record is from RefSeq and is a predicted model, not a curated record.
CAAGAACUCAUACUGAGAAACUGAUAAAGUAAAGUGUUCUGUAGGAGACAGAGGAGACUUAAGCGCACCGGACUUUUAACGAGAUCAUGACGCUUCUUCAUGAGAUCACAGGAUGGCUCACAUCUCUUAUGUUUUACGUGCUUUGUGUUGCUUUAAUUGCAUUUGUUGCUUAUUGUCUGUAUGUUAGACAUGUUCAUCAGAAAUAUGAUCAUAUACCUGGACCUCCAAGGGAUAACUUUUUACUGGGACAUAUGCCAUCUUUUGUCAAAGCAACUUCAUCGAACAACAUCAUGCACGGUGUUUUCCUGAACUGGGCAGAAAAAUAUGGUCCUCUGUACAGACUUAACAGCUUUCAUUAUGCUAUGGUUGUGAUUCAUUGUCCUGAGGCUACAAAGACAAUCCUGAUGUCACCUAAGUAUCCUAAAGAUCCCAUUUUCUACAAACAACUAUUUAACUUGUUUGGGACAAGGUUCCUGGGAAACGGUCUGGUGACGGCUGUGGAUCAUGAUGUCUGGUACAGGCAGCGACGCAUCAUGGAUCCGGCCUUCAGCAGCUCAUACCUGCGAGGUCUGAUGGGCACGUUUAAUGAGAUGUCAGAACGCCUCAUGGACAAACUGGAGGAAAAUGCUGAUGGGAAAACUCCUGUUGUCAUGCAUGAUAUGGUCAACUGUGUCACACUCGAUGUCAUUACCAAGGUUUCAAACUCCUUUACUCUUAUCCACUUCUGUCCCCCUCUCCUGCUUAAUUACACUAAAAAAAUUAUAAAACCAAGACAUCUGAGGGCUGCUAACACAAUUCAACGGAUCCGUGACCCCUUCCACUGUCCGGGCCUGGAGGCUGAAGUAAAGCGGUUCUGCCAAGCCUGCCCAACUUGUCAGGUGACAUCGCCAAGGACGCCUCCCCCCAGUCCGCUGAUUCCUCUGCCUAUAAUUGAGGUGCCCUUCGAGCGCAUUGGGAAGGACCUUGUGGGGCCGCUGCCUAAGUCUGCCCGGGGACAACUCCUCUUCGGUCGGCAACCCCGUGGCCUCCUGGAUGUGGCAAAGGAAGCCUGGGAGCAACAGCCUGCAGCCCAUCGCUCUGUGGUGGAUCACGUGAAACAGAUGAGGGAGAAGAUUGACAGAGUCAUGGCAGUGGUCCUGGAGCAUAUGCUUCCCAGGGCUAAAGCAGAAGUGGACGAAGUCCUCGGGACAAAAAGGGAAAUUGUAAAUGAAGACCUUGGAAAACUCUGUUACUUGUCUCAGGUGUUGAAGGAAACCCUGCGACUGUAUCCCACUGCUCCAGGAACAUCUCGCUGGCUGCCUGAGGAUAUGAUUAUUAAUGGAUUUAAAAUCCCAGGAGGAUGUGCUGCUAUUUUCAGUUCUUAUGUCUCUGGAAGAAUGGAAAAGUUUUUUAAAGAUCCAAUGACGUUUGAUCCUGAGAGAUUUGAUGUAAAUGCCCCAAAGCCUUAUUACUGCUAUUACCCGUUUGCACUGGGACCACGAUCCUGUCUAGGGCAGGUUUUCUCACAGAUGGAGGCAAAAGUGGUGCUUGCUAAACUUCUUCAGAGAUUUGAGUUCAGUCUGGUUCCUGGACAGUCUUUUGACAUUAAAGACACGGGAACACUGCGGCCCUUAAGUGGAGUUAUUUGCAACAUUAAACACUGUACAGAGGACAUGUUCUAGGUCCAGGCCUUCCUAUGUACUGGACCGUCUACUAAUGUGCACUUUUUUUUUUUGAUUAAACAUUAACCUGAAUGGAGUUUUAAAGUCAUUAAAGACAUGUGUUUUAACUUUUAAUUUUUUUAUUUUUAAGCUUUAAUUUUACUAUGUUCCCUGAAGUGUAAUUAUAAUAAUAUAAGAUAUUUUUGCCCCAAGACGUACAAAAAUAAAAUUUAUUUACCGUG